AUGAACAAAAGCACAUUCGAAUCAUUACCCAAUGAAAUUUUACUCAUUAUAUUUCGUUAUUUAUCUUCAUUUCAAUUAUGUCAAACCUUUCUUCAUGUAAAAAAUAGUAGAAUUAAACAUCUUCUUACAUCCAUACCCCAUUCGUUAGAUAUUAGUUCAAUGCAUUAUGAUCAAUUGUACCAAUUUCUUAGCAAUAUUAAUAAUGAUACUACAAAACGUUUUACUGCUUUGAUAGAUACUCUUGUACUUCGUGGUACAUCAACAGCUUGCUUGAUGUUAUGUUACUUAACUACUUGGGGAAAAGUUUAA
This is a messenger RNA of Rotaria socialis, 309 nucleotides long. The record is from the annotation of a GenBank genome assembly. Lineage: Eukaryota; Metazoa; Rotifera; Eurotatoria; Philodinida; Philodinidae.